AUGAAAUUAACUCGAAUCGUUUUACCAAGAAUCUCUAAAUCUAUCUAUCUAUCUAUCUAUCUAUCUAUCUAUCUAUCUAUCUAUCUAUCUAUCUAUAUAACUUUAAAAAUCAGGAGGUCAUUUGAUUCAACUCUGACCAUUAACCUUCUAUCUAUCUAUCUAUCUAUCUAUCUAUCUAUCUAUCUAUCUAUCUAUCUAUCUAUCUAUCUAUCUUAUCCAUCUAUCAUCUAUCUAUCUAUCCAUCCAUCCCAUCCAUCUAUCUAUCUAUCUAUCCCAUUAUUCUAUCCAUCCAUCUAUCCAUCCAUCUAUCUAUCUAUCUAUCUAUUCAUUAUCUAUCCAUCUAUCUAUCCAUCCAUCCAUCUAUCUAUCUAUCUCAUUAUUCUUAUCUAUCUAUCUAUCUAUCAUCUAUCAUCCAUCCAUCCAUCUAUCUAUCUAUUCUUAUAUCAUCCAUCUAUCUAUCUAUCUAUCUAUCUAUCUAUCUCAUUAUUCUUAUCUAUCUAUCUAUCUAUCUAUCUCAUUAUUCUUAUCUAUCUAUCUAUCUAUCUAUCUAUCUAUCUAUCUAUCUAUCUAUCUCAUUAUUCUUAUCUAUCUAUCUAUCUAUCUAUCUAUCAUCUAUCUAUCUAUCUCAUUAUUCUUAUCUAUCUAUCUAUCUAUCUAUCUCAUUAUUCUUAUUCAUCUAUCUAUCUAUCUAUCUAUCCAUCCAUCUAUCUAUCUCAUUAUUCUUAUCUAUCAUAUCCAUCUAUCUAUCUAUCUAUCUAUCCAUCUCAUCUAUUAUUAUCUAUCUAUCCAUCCAUCUAUCUAUCUAUCUCAUUAUCAUUAUCUCCAUCUAUCUAUCUAUCUAUCCAUCUAUCUAUCUAUCCAUCCAUUCUUAUCCUAUCAUCCAUCCAUCUAUCCAUCCAUCUAUCUAUCUAUCUAUCUAUCUAUCUAUCUCAUCCAUCCAUCCAUCCAUCUAUCUAUCUAUCUAUCUCAUUAUUCAUCCAUCUAUCUAUCCAUCCAUCCAUUAUCCAUCCAUCUAUCAUAUCAUUAUUCAUUAUCUAUCCAUUAUCCAUCUAUCCAUCAUUAUCCAUCUAUCCAUAUCUAUCUCAUUAUUCUUAUCUAUCUAUCUAUCUAUCAUCCAUCUAUCUAUCUCAUUAUUCUUAUCUAUCUAUCUCAUCCAUCUAUCUAUCUAUCUAUCUAUCUCAUUAUUCUUAUCUAUCUAUCUAUCCAUCUAUCCCAUUAUUCUUAUCCAUCUAUCUAUCUAUCCAUCUAUCUAUCUAUCUAUCUAUCUCAUUAUUCUUAUCUAUUAUCUAUCUAUCUAUCAUUAUCUAUCUAUCUAUCUAUCUAUCUAUCUAUUAUCUAUCUCAUAUUCUUAUCUAUCUAUCUAUCUAUCUAUCUAUCAUUAUUAUAUCUAUUAUCUUAUCUAUCUAUCUAUCUAUCUAUCUAUCUCAUUAUUCAUUAUCUAUCUAUCUAUCUAUCUAUCUCAUUAUUCUUAUCUAUCUAUCUAUCUAUCUAUCUAUCUAUCUAUCUCAUUAUUCUUAUCUAUCUCUCUAUCUCUCUAUCUCUCUAUCUAUCUAUCUAUCUGUUUCGGUCUGUUCAUAUCUAUCUAUCUAUCUAUCUAUCAGAUUGAAUAAAUUGCUGACAUUAUUGUCUCUGUAUCCUUCCGUCUUUUCUUUGUCAAUUUAUUUCAGCGACGAAGACAUUCAACAAGUUUUGGAUGUUUAG
Messenger RNA from Acanthosepion pharaonis, 1701 nucleotides. The record is from the annotation of a GenBank genome assembly. NCBI's taxonomy places the organism in Eukaryota, Metazoa, Mollusca, Cephalopoda, Sepiida, Sepiidae.